AUUGUUCUAUCUUUACAUUUCCGAUUGCAGUAUAUGGAAAUUUAUCAAGCAUAAGACAGUAUGAUGAUGAGACACUUCUAAUUACGACUCAGAAUUUUACAGCUGAUGAUUUUAAUCGCGAAAAUAAUAACGUUUAUCUAUACCUCUUUUUUACAAAUGGGAGUAUCAUUCCGGUUCAGUAUGAAAGUAUACCAAAUUGUAAUGGCAGUAACUUCCUAGAAAGUUUUCCAUUAUCAACGAAUAACAUUUUCAUGACUUAUCAAAUUAAUGACACUUAUCAUGGAGUUGUCAUUGAUUGGCAUG
Racocetra persica is the source of this 303-nucleotide messenger RNA. The record is from the annotation of a GenBank genome assembly. Lineage: Eukaryota; Fungi; Glomeromycota; Glomeromycetes; Diversisporales; Gigasporaceae.